Molecule: messenger RNA, 678 nt
Organism: Bipolaris oryzae ATCC 44560
Lineage: Eukaryota; Fungi; Ascomycota; Dothideomycetes; Pleosporales; Pleosporaceae
Exons: 2
Coding region: 1-678 (225 amino acids)
Source: RefSeq, a predicted model, not a curated record
AUGUGCCUGCUGAUGCGAGUGUGGCCAUGGGGGGUUGGCCAGCAGGGGACGGGCGAGUUGCCCACCUGGCCCACGCCCUUCUCGCCCUUCUCGCCCGUCUCGAGGCCGCCAUUUUGCUUUUGGGGGGUGGAGAUGCCUAUCUGCUCACGUCGCUACGCUUCUGAUCCGCAUUCAUCCACCCAGCCCACGCAAUAUUGCCCGUCCAUGCCCUGCCAGCCCCAAGCCGGCCGCCAGUGGGCCACGGUGAAACCCUAUCGACGAAUCCAUCCCUCCCGGCCCAUGAGCCGUGCCGUGGCGUCUGUCAACUGUCAACUCAAUCACCACUUGCUAUCAGCGACGCGUCCAUCACUUUCCCUCUUGGACCCCGCUGCAUCUGAGCGACCCGGCUCUUCUCCCACCGCCAAACCACCAGUCUGCAGUCUCGCCGCCAAUGCCAAUGCCAAUGCCGGCUUACCAUGUACAGUCGAUGCCAUCUCUGUUCGCGACAUUGGUGAUACAGCGACCACCCUAGCCUCGGUAGCAUGCCGUCACCGCCAGCCAAUCACACGCCCCUCACCAAAGGCCGACUCUGCAUGUUUCCGUAUUGCUCUCAUUCGCGCCUCUCCAUCUCUCCAUCUCUCCAUCUACCUGCUCUACACACUCUACCUGCACACUCUCUCAAGUACCAUGCUCAGGUGA